Schizosaccharomyces octosporus yFS286 is the source of this 1134-nucleotide messenger RNA. Its product is annotated as vacuolar sorting protein Vps20. The transcript has a single exon. The coding region runs from base 254 to 907 and encodes 217 amino acids. The record is from RefSeq and is a predicted model, not a curated record. Gene Ontology annotation, cellular component: ESCRT III complex; multivesicular body. Gene Ontology annotation, biological process: vesicle budding from membrane; late endosome to vacuole transport via multivesicular body sorting pathway. Lineage: Eukaryota; Fungi; Ascomycota; Schizosaccharomycetes; Schizosaccharomycetales; Schizosaccharomycetaceae.
UGUGAACCGUUGUUUACCGAAUUUGAAGGUUUGUUCGUAAUCACUUUUAAUGACAUUGAAUGAUCAAUACCAUUAGUCUAGGUAGAGAAGUACUAGAAAAAGGGUAAAUAAGGGUGAAUGUUCUUAGCAAUAAAUACUUUGCAGUUGAGACUUUGACAUAGAGAAAGAAUUGAAUUGAGGUGUUGAACAUCUAGGAACUUGGUGCGUAAUCCUCAAGGAAGACAUUUACUCCCUCCAUGAGUCGGAAAACAAUAUGGGUGCUUACAAUAGUAAAAUAAAUGAUCGAGAUCGAAGCAUAUUAAAUAUAAAGGAACAAAGAGAUAAGUUGAUGCGUUAUCAUAAACGAUUGGAACGGAUUGAGCAGUUGGAAAUAAACCUUGCUCGAAAGUGUCUCGCCGACAACAAUAGAAAGGGUGCUUUGAAAGCGCUAUCUGCUAAGAAAUUUUAUUCUGGACUCAUUGAACAAUCAUAUGGUCAAUUGGGGAAUAUUGAGCAACUUCUUUCUUCUAUAGAGUUCACACUCAUUCAACAAGACGUUCUUUUUGGUCUUCAAGAAGGCUCAAAUAUUCUUCAGCAGUUGCAAAAACAGAUGCCUCUAGAAAGAAUCGACAAGAUAUGCAAUGACAAUGAUGAAGCUUUUCAGUACGUCGAUGAAGUCAAUGUCAUAUUACAAGGAAGAAUGUCGAGAGAUCAAGAAGAUGAAAUUCAAGCUGAAUUAGACACUCUUAUCCAAGAGCGAGAAAAUGAUCCAAACAAAAAUCAAGUUGAUGAAAGACAAAUUUUUCUUCCUACAGUACCUCAGACAAAACCAAAUCAUUCCGUGGGAAUGAAACCCGAUAAUGAAUUCCAUCCAAGUCAAAGUCCAUCAACGGUUGAUGACGGCAAACGAGAAGCUCUUCUAAGUUGACGUACCUUCUUUCUUGAAAUUUUAUGUUUUUCUAUUAUUUGUCUUACCUGAAAGCUUUCUCAUUUCGCACGUUUCACUUUAGACCUGAUUUACUCAAACUAUCUCGUCCAAUUCAUUUACGACUUAUCAUAACGUUCCAAAAAUUCAUAUUUAUUAAGCAAAUUCAUAAAUUAAAAGAAAAAAGAAUAAGACGUUAUUAAAUUUCAAAGUAGACAUUCAGAUCACCA